This is a messenger RNA of Acipenser ruthenus (sterlet), 5409 nucleotides long. RefSeq names its product zinc finger protein 391-like. NCBI's taxonomy places the organism in Eukaryota, Metazoa, Chordata, Actinopteri, Acipenseriformes, Acipenseridae. The transcript is spliced from 3 exons. The record is from RefSeq and is a predicted model, not a curated record. Gene Ontology annotation, biological process: regulation of transcription by RNA polymerase II. The coding region runs from base 414 to 1769 and encodes 451 amino acids. Gene Ontology annotation, molecular function: RNA polymerase II cis-regulatory region sequence-specific DNA binding; DNA-binding transcription factor activity.
UCAUCGCGAUCCCGCCUUUGCCUCGAAGCUCAGCCAAUCAGAUUCGCAUGCUGGGUUUAAAGGGGUUUCUUCAUCCAAUAAUACGCGACGGUUCCAUCCAGGCACGCCCCCUGCCAGUGACGCUUCAUUUCAUUACAGGAAAUAGAAGCGUUUGUUUUGUUUAUGCUGGUGAGAGAGCUGCAGUCUUUGCUGAUUUUAAAGCAUUAAUUUGUAUAACCUGCUGUUUAUGUAUUUAGUUUGGGUAAAACUGCUUCUUAAGUAUUUAUAUAUUUUCAAAAAAGUAAUUCUGAAACAAAGGGUCUUUUACUGAGAAAACGAGCGAGCUUUAAUUUCUAUCAGAACUUUGCAGGAUUCUGAAUCACAAAAGUUGCUCCUUGCAAAGUAAGACCAGUCUAAAACUAAAACCAGUGAAGAUGGAGGUCAGCGUCUCCGUGUCGUUCUUUCAAGACGAGCUCGCCUCUACCAUCGAGCACGCAGUGAAAGCGGCUGUAGACACCGUCUUGUGCCAAAUCACAAAAGUUGUCGGCGGCAAAUUCACUGAAUUCCGAAUGGAAAUGGCUGGAAAGGAGAAAGAGAAUGAAAGUCUGAAGCUGAGAUUGGAAAUAUCAGAGAGCGAGUUGAAAGCAGUGCGGGAAUGCAUGAACGCUGCAGAUGCAGACAUUAAACAACCUCUCAGAAACAUGAACCCCGACUGCAAUGAACAAGACUUUCAGAGGAACGAGAACCAGGGAUUAUUUCAAGAUCCCAAAGAGAGCCAUGCUGUACCUAAAUCUGAAGCACAGGAGGGGCCAAGGAUGGAAGCAGUUUACACACAAGAGGAGCCCUUUGACCAGGAGUGGUGUGCAAGUCUAAAGCAGGUUACAGAGCUGACAUGUGUUAAAGAUGAAGAGGUCCCUCGACUGGAAUGUGUUCCUAUUAAAGAGGAAUUCAUAGAACAGGAAUGUGUCCCCAUCGCAGAGGAAGUUCCUACUGAAAAUAAUGUCUGUACACUUGAGGAGAACAACCAGCUGGGAUCCAGCCUGUGUGAUGAUUGUCCACCUGAAUGUGAACUGGGAUUUAGAGCUGCUAAAGGAUAUCUCACAGGAGAUGCUCCAUUUCCCUGUGCUGAUUGUGGGAAGAGUUUCAGUUGUUUAUCACAGCUUAAAAGACACCAGGUUGUUCAUACAGGAGAGAAACCGUAUCACUGCUGUGAGUGUGGGAGGAGUUUCACACAGUUGGGAAAUCUCAAAACACACCAGCGUCUUCACACAGGAGAGAAACCACACCAGUGUAAUGAUUGUGGGAAGUGCUUCACUCUAUUAGGAAAUCUUAAAAAACACCAACGAGUACACACAGUUCAGAAACCAAACGACUGUAAUGUAUGUGGGAGACGUUUCACUCAAUUAGGAAGUCUUAAAAGACACCAACUAAUUCACACAGGCGACAAACCACACCACUGUAAUUAUUGUGGGAAGAGCUUCACUUUAUUACAAAGUCUUACAAAACACCAACAAAUUCACACAGGAGACAAACCACACCACUGUAAUGAAUGUGGUAGGAGCUUCAGUCAAUUAAGAAGUCUUAAAAGACACCAACUAAUUCACACAGGCGAGAAACCACACCACUGCAAUAAAUGUGAGAAGAGGUUCUCUCGAUCAGAAUAUCUUAAAGAUCACCAGCGCAUUCACACUGGAGAGAAACCACACGUCUGUAAUGACUGUGGGAAGAGCUUCCGUCAAUUAAGAAGUCUUAAAAUACACCAACUACUUCACGCAGCAGUGAAGCCCUGAAUGCUAAAUGUUGAGAAAGUUUUAAUCUGGUGGGACACCUUAAAAACCAGGAAGACAAAAUCCCUGUCACUCGAGAGAUUAACGUCAUUAAUAAAAACUAAUCAGAGUUAAAAAUAAUUUCUUAACAAGAAAUUCCUUUACAAAGACUCCUCAGAAGUGUUUAUUGCACAGGCUGCUUUUACACUUUGAAACGGACAAGAGGACACCAUUCCGGUCAUGAGACAUCAGAGCUUCAAACGAAACAAACACUUUGAACAGAUUCCAAAGAGGGAGACACUAUUUCACCCCCUCGCUGGUAAGAGAGAGACAUGCCCGGAUGUUUAUCUCGUGGAAGAUGUUGCUUUCCGAUAUCCCACUGAGACUGCAAACAUUAAUGAAGCAAUCUAUUGAUGGGGACACGUGGAUCCUUGAAGGACUUCAUUGCCUUUGUGUCAAUCUAGGGGUAGGUCACAGAACUAAAAAACACACCCUCUUAAAAAAAAAAACCCAAUAAUAUAAUAUUGAUUUGAUUGGCUAAGCCACGUGUCCUCCCAUCUGCUGGUAAUAAAAGCUGUGCAUCUUCCACAGAGGAGGAGGGUGAAUCUUGAAGUUCCGCACGGGUCUCUGAAAAUUCGCCAUUUCCACAAUAACUAAUGCCUGUACUUGAAAACUGCCAGGAAACUCUGUUUGUCAACUGCUAAACACUUCAUUGAAACCAGAAGGGAAAGACUGUUUCAGCGCUACAAAGGCAGGACUGUGACUUGGCUUCUUCACGGCUAAACCCCUGGAGCAAGGUGUAAACGCUGGGCUUCUCUUUGCAUCCCUCCAGGCUGGACCGCGGACCAACGGCCAUCGCAGGAUUGGUAUUCUUCUUUCUUAUUCAUCGGACUGCUUUAUUUCUUCAAAAGAGUUUUGCACGGGUAACUGCAACUAUAUGAUGUAUUGAAUUUGUAUGAUCGUUUGCUGUUGAAUGUUGUUAAUAUGUUUUAUUAGAUGGUUUUAAAAUAAGUACAUACUAAAUAUAGUACAGGUGUAGUAUGUGUAGGUGAUGCUUGAUGUAGGUGUUUCUGAAGUAUUGCCAUAGCUAGUAGUUUUUCUUCAAGGUAUUUAGCUUCUGAAUAAACUUUAUUUUCUCAAGUAGUUUUUUUCUUUGUUUGUUAAACAGCACUAUCAAGCAUUUAGUGGAACCCAAGACGUAAAAGAUAUUGUUAAACUGAGCCAUUCUAAUAUUAUUAUUAUUAUUAUUAUUAUUUAUUUCUUAGCAGACGCCCUUAUCCAGGGCGACUUACAAUCGAAAGCAAAUACAUUAAGUAUCACAGUACAAGUAAUAAUACAAUUAAGAGCAAGAUAAAUACAAUGUCUCACGUGUUUGAAGUAAAAAUAUACAUUCACACCCAAGUAAGAACCUCCGAUCCUGCUGAAAUAAGAACUUUAUUUUAACUUGGAAUAUGUGCGUCUGUGGUGGACCAAUUAAACCCUAGGCAUGCAACAUAAUUAAAACAUUUCCAUCUGUGACAGAGAGCGAAUGAAUCCUAGUUGACAAUCUCCCUCCCGACCUGUGGGGGCGCUGUGUAACAGGAACAGAGCGCCUCGUACUGGUUGGUCUGGCAGUUCAUUCCAGGGUCAGUCGGAAGCCAGCCCGCCAGGAAGGGGGCGGAGCCACAAUGCCCAAAGUCCUCGCCCUAAAGCGAUACGCGAUGUGUCAGUCGUGGAUUGGAGGAGACGUGACUGGACUAGCUAUCGCAGGGGGGCGUGACUCGAGGUAUAACUGGGGAUGUGAUGAUGUAAUCUGUUCCUUUGAUGUGGUUAUGGAAAGGACCCAUUUAGGAAGCAGACGUAAUUAAUUAUUAUUUAUUAUUAUUUAUUUCUUAGCAGACACCCUUAUCCAGGGCAACUUACAAUUGUUACAAGAUAUCACAUUAUUUUUACAUACAAUUCCCCAUUUAUACAGUUGGGUUAUUACUGGAGCAAUCUAGGUAAAGUACCUUGCUCAAGGGUACAGCAGCAGUGUCCCCCCACCUGGGAUUGAACCCACGACCCUCCGGUCAAGAGUCCAGAGCCCUAACCACUACUCCACACUGCUGCCCUAUAUGAUGAGUGUUUUGUGUUUUGUUAGCACUCGCUGUCUGGAAGUGAUCGUGUCUGUGUUUAGUGUAGUUAUGAAGUGUCUUAUCAUUGAUUGACUUGUUUUGCACGGAGUGAUACGCACGGCUGUGUUGUGUGUGUUAUUCCUGAGCAGGGCAAGCCCCUUUGCCACAGCAUCACAAUAACUUAAUCAAGUGAAAAUGUGCGACUGCAGCAUUUUAAAAUGCAGAUAUUGUUGAAACAUUAUCAUUUGCUUUAGCAAUUUGUUAUAUUGCAAACUUGUAAAAAUGUAUGUAUCCCAAGUUAUGUUGCAUACUGUAUUUAGAUCAUUUUAUUAAUGCUGUGAUAGGUUGAAAAUGUUCUGACUUAAUAUGUGUGAAUAAUGCAUGAAUGGCUGCAAAGAUACCUAUUGGAUUUCAAAGUUACUGUUUUUAAGUGAGUUGUUACCUUUUUAAAAAUGAUUUUACAAAUAAAAAUGCAAAUCACAAGAACCUUGAAAUAUCUUAAGAUUGUAAAACUCUUGAGUUUGGCUGGUAGAAUAUCUACGAGACAAGAGUCUAGUAAAUCCAUAUAGAUUGUAUGUCUCCCAAUUAAAAUAUCAUUCUGUAUAAAGUAUUAAGAACAUGUUCUUAAAACACGGUAAGGUGUGAUUGGUUAAAAACUGUUUGAAUGAGAAGAAUGGCUUCAAAGCUACCGGCCUAUCGGAUUUCAAAGUUACUGUUUAAGGGAGUUUUUAAAUCAUUUUACAAAUGAAAAUUCAAAUGACAUUUAAAAUCAAACACCCAAUCAAAAUAACCAAGUCAUUAUACAUGUUAUUAAAACUUGGUUUGAUUGGUUAUUUAUUUAACUAAAGGCAACACAUGUUUCAAUUAUCAAUUAUUCUAAAUAAUAUUUUUAGAAAAAAUGUGUAAAAAACACUCAGAAACAACCUUUCUGAUUCAACUUUUAUUUGUUUUAUAAUAAACAACUAAUAACACAUAACUAAAAGAGCAGGUCAAAAGAAUAUAAAUUAACACAAAUUAUUAUUAUUUAUUAAUAAUAAUAAUAAUAAUGAUAGAUAGAUAGAUAGAUAGAUAGAUAGAUAACUUGGCUACCAUUAUUAUAGUAAAUAAUACAAGACACAUACAUGCAUAUUUCUACCCCAUUACCAGAGAUUUCUUGCUAAAUUUUGCACAGAGAAAUACAAACAGACAGACUUCCUUUGGAAAGUGUGGCCUUUUUUAACCUGCAAUAUGGAGUGUGUUUGCUUUCGUGGUAUUGUAUUCCAAAUAACCAUGUAAUGCAAACCACUCCAAAAUGUUAUUUAAAUGUACCAUUUAAAACAAUUGUCCUUCCAGUAAAGGUUUCACUGGGUAAGUUAUGUAUUGCUGCCUGGACUUUAUUUUAGUUUAGUUGAAGGUGGCUUGGCUUCAAAAUGGUAAAACUCAACAUUGUGAAUGUAUUUAAUUUAUUAAAUUUACCAAUAUUUUUUGGUUAAAUUCAAAUAUAAUCAAUCAACGUAAAGCAGCACAACAUACCGUUUUGAAUCAGAAAUUGUAAGAAUAAAAUUCAACCUGAAUGGUUCUACCACCUUAAA